Angiostrongylus costaricensis is the source of this 648-nucleotide messenger RNA. NCBI's taxonomy places the organism in Eukaryota, Metazoa, Nematoda, Chromadorea, Rhabditida, Metastrongylidae. The record is from the annotation of a GenBank genome assembly.
AUGUCAUUGGAACCGGAUCUGACGAACACACGCACGACACGCCAUGGAGAUUGUUUCCUAUUAUGCACGUAUAAUGCCAGAACACUCUCCGCAGACGUCGAUCUUCACGCCCUUCUUGUAGCCGUAGAUCGCAUUGAAUUUCAUGUUAUCGCAUUACAAGAAACAAAAAUCAAGAAGACCGACAUACGCCAGCUAAACAACGGGAUCCUUGUGAUCCGUGGAGAAAAGGUCCCGUCACGAAAUGUCGGUGGCGUAGGCUUUGUCGUCCACCCGUCCAUUGUCCAUCUCGUCGACUCAUACGUGAUCCUUUCCCCUCGCAUAGCUGUCCUCCGUCUUCAACUGUCGCAUCAUAAGAAGAUCACUAUCAUCAACUGCUACUCACCGAUCGACGCAGCUGAUGAGUGCGAAUUAAAUAUGUUCUACUAUCAGUUGGAGGAAGUCAUCCGCAAUGAGAAAGCAUAUCAUAAAUUUGUUGUUGGAGUCGUUCAAAAACAACUUCAGGAGGAGAUUCGACGGAACAAUGAGCUGAAGAACGCUCAGAUCGAAAUGGAGAGAAGCCGAUGGGAUUCGAUUACAAUCUCAAGAAGCACACUGAAUUUCGUGGCAGUGUUUGCCUUGCUCAUCGCAUUUUAUUUAUAUCGAAUCUAG